Messenger RNA from Parasteatoda tepidariorum (common house spider), 1436 nucleotides. RefSeq names its product ubiquitin specific protease 39 (gene Usp39). Gene Ontology annotation, biological process: spliceosomal complex assembly; mRNA processing; protein deubiquitination. Gene Ontology annotation, molecular function: cysteine-type deubiquitinase activity; zinc ion binding. NCBI's taxonomy places the organism in Eukaryota, Metazoa, Arthropoda, Arachnida, Araneae, Theridiidae. The record is from RefSeq and is a predicted model, not a curated record.
CAAUUAUUCUUUUUUGAAGCAAAAAUAGGAAGUUGGAUACGUAUUGAGUAAAUAAACUGUGUUAAUAAAAUGGCUGCGUACAGUAACAACGCGGCUAAACGUAAAGCUUCGGAUGAAAUUCAAAAUCCACCUUUAAAAAAGAUAUUAAAAGAUCCUAAAAAUAAGAGUAGAAAUUGUCCAUAUCUUGAUACAAUAAACAGAAAUGUAUUAGACUUUGACUUUGAGAAGUUAUGUUCUGUUUCCAUCUCCCGAAUCAAUGUUUAUGCCUGUUUAGUAUGUGGGAAAUAUUUCCAAGGUCGUGGGACGAACACCCACGCUUAUAUGCACAGUGUUCAGGCUGGUCAUCAUGUGUUCCUCAAUUUGCAAACUCUGCGCUUCUAUUGUAUUCCUGACAAUUAUGAAAUCAUUGACUCUUCUUUAGAUGAUAUAACAUAUGUGCUUAAGCCAACUUUUACUGAGGCAGAAAUAGCUCUACUGGAUGUAAAUGACAAAUUAUCACGUGCUUACAAUAGCACUACUUAUAUGCCUGGUAUCGUCGGACUAAAUAAUAUUAAGGCUAAUGAUUAUUGCAAUGUUAUUUUACAGGUGAUCCAAUUGCCUUUCUAUCCUGGUUUUUAAACAGUCUACAUGCAGCUUUGAAUGGAACUAAGAAAAGAAAUAGCAGUGUUGUUUAUUCCACUUUUCAAGGGGCCUUGAGAAUUUAUACUCGCACAUUACUGCCUAUUGAUGCAACUGAAGAAGAAAAGCAGCAGUUGAUGUUAGAAGAAGACUAUGAAGAAAAAGUUGAAGAUACAACUUUCCUUUAUUUGACUCUUGAUUUGCCUCCACCACCAUUGUUUAAAGAUGAAUUGACUGAAAACAUAAUUCCUCAAGUUCCACUCUUUAACAUUCUUGCAAAGUUUAAUGGUACGAAUGAAAAAGAAUAUAAAACUUACAAGGAUUCCAAAAUGAAAAGAUUUGAAGUUACAAGAUUACCACCGUACUUGAUUCUGUUCAUUAAAAGGUUUACAAAGAAUACUUUCUUCAUUGAAAAGAACAACACUAUUGUUAACUUCCCGAUUAAAAAUGUUGAUUUCACCGAAAUAUUUCAACCUGAAUUCAGAGACAAACAACCCAAAGCUAUUUAUGAUCUCAUUGCAAACAUUGUUCAUGAUGGAGAACCCGGUUCCGGAAAGGGAACUUAUCGUACACACAUACUGCAUAGAGGUUCUGGAAAGUGGUAUGAAAUGCAAGAUCUUCAUGUUACUGAAAUUCUUCCACCCAUGAUAACUCUUUCUGAAGCUUACAUACAAAUAUGGGAAAGAAGACCUUAUGAAGAUUCACCGCAAAAAAAUGGUAGUUCAUUAUAAAAUUAUUUUGUAACUUGUAAAUAUGUACAUCUAUGGAAAAGUUUCAUCUUGUUUUUACAUAAUUCAUAAUAAAUGAUUGCAUUAAAA